This is a messenger RNA of Manis javanica (Malayan pangolin), 895 nucleotides long. The record is from RefSeq and is a predicted model, not a curated record. Lineage: Eukaryota; Metazoa; Chordata; Mammalia; Pholidota; Manidae.
AUGCCACAACCGAGUGCCAGCAUCUGGGCAACCACACCUCCCCAGGGCUGCGCCAGACCUAGGGACCCCCACCCGUCCUACCUGGGGCCUCGCCAUAAGGCCCUGGCUUCCAGGAACUUGUCUGCUCUGCAGAUCAGCCCCCCCAUCAUCCUCCUUUUCUGCUAUUCUCAGAACAGCUCUCCGGGCUCAGAGCGGCGCCUGGGGCAGAGCAGGCUGCUUUCUGCGGGACGGCGCCUCGGUUCCCAGACUCCCGCUUUGGGAGCUGCUCCAGUCCCCGCUCCCGCCCACCCCGGAAAACCGGCCAGAGCCCUGUGCCGUCCCUUUGUCCGCCACCUGUUCUCGCUUGAAGGAAGGUACCGGUCAGCUGUUCCCGAACAGCAAGCCCCUGCCAAGCCCCCCUGCUGGGCGCAGCCCGCACUGCGGCUCAGGGCUGCUGGGCGCUGGGCAGGGCGGCUGGUCCAGCACGGGCUUGGCUGCGUCUGGCUUCUCCCCGGGGGCUGGGCUCAGCUCUGCUCCAGCAACGGACAGCGGCUCCCAAGUGGAAACUCCUGCGGGGAAGACGGUGAAAAACCAAAGCCGACACCGCAGGCUCAGGCCAAGCCUUCGCCGCUUUGGAUUUGCUGGCACCCCAUUGGCCAGGACCUGCCGGCCUUCCCAGAGCUUAUCCCUUCCCUGGGCAGCUCCCAAGGGCCGCUGACCGACGGACGCACGAAGGUGAGCAGGACGGCACUGCGCGCGAGGAGCGCGGCGUAUUAGUCACCGCGUGCGGCCAGGAGAGCCAGGCUCGCCAGGCUGGCCAGGCUGGUCGGGGGAGCGGUGAGGGGUGCACCUGAGCCCGACGGGAGGCUCCUUGCUGGGGUCACCGAUGCUGGCUUUCUGUAGAUGAGCAGGAGCC